ACGUUCCUGGUGUCCUCUGUGACAUUAAUGGUAUCAUUUCACGUACCAGAAGCAACGUCAACGCCCAGAUUCUGGGCACUUCAACCAAUAUUGGCUACAUCAUCAUCGAUCUUGACAAGGAGACCAGCCAUGAGACCAAGACCGCAAUCUCAGAACUUCCCACUUCCACCAGAACCAGAAUUUUGUAUUAGUACGCCACAAUAGUGUAGCACCUCUGUUUAGAUGACAAAUACGCCCCAUUUUCCAUACCGGCUUUUGUACUUAAGAUUCAAUCAUGUGUAGAUCGCAUAACCAGUAAGGCUGUCGAAUUAAAGUUAUGACAUGGGCAAA
This is a messenger RNA of Chondrus crispus (carragheen), 330 nucleotides long. RefSeq lists its product as hypothetical. The record is from RefSeq and is a predicted model, not a curated record. NCBI's taxonomy places the organism in Eukaryota, Rhodophyta, Florideophyceae, Gigartinales, Gigartinaceae. The transcript has 2 exons. The annotation marks the transcript as partial.